Anisakis simplex (herring worm) is the source of this 789-nucleotide messenger RNA. Lineage: Eukaryota; Metazoa; Nematoda; Chromadorea; Rhabditida; Anisakidae. The record is from the annotation of a GenBank genome assembly.
AUGGGUGAACCAGCCACAAAACGUGUCAAAACCGAUAACGAAACGAACGGCGAAGAGGCAAAAGAUGCGAAGAUCCAGUCAGAGUAUGAUGAUGCAACACAAAAAAUAUUGGAACAAAUUGAUCAAGUACAAGGCGAGAUCGAUGCUUUGAAUGAGAAAGCGAGUGAGGAGAUACUUAAGGUUGAACAAAAAUACAAUUCUUUAAGAAAACCAUUCUUCGAGAAACGCAAUGAGCUGGUCCGUGAUAUACCCAAUUUCUGGGUCACUGUCCUUGUCAAUCAUCCAAAUAUCAGUGCGAUCCUAUUGGAAGAAGAAGAGGAGUGCCUUCACUAUCUUACAAAAGUUGAAGUAGAGGAAUUCGAUGACAUCAAGUCGGGGUAUAGGAUUAAGUUGGCGUUCGAUGAGAAUCCAUUCUUUGAGAAUACACAAAUCGUGAAAGAGUUCUUCUUGGGCAAUGCCGAGCCAACGAGCACCACCACAGACAUCAAAUGGAAAGCAGACAACGAACUUGUCAAUAAAAUCAAGGGUAAAUUGAAUAGUUCUGGUGAAGGCACACCAGGGCCACGUACAUUCUUCGCGUGGUUGACGGAUAAUCAAGAUGCGAGUAACGACGAAAUUGCUGAGCUGAUCAAAGACGACUUAUGGCCGAAUCCACUGCAAUACUUUUUGGUGCCAGACUUAGACGACGGUGCAGAGGCAGCUCUGGAUGAGGAGGGCGCAUCGGAGAACGACGAGAACGCAGAGGAUCUGGAGGAGGCAGAUGAUGCCGGCGAAGAGCACGACGAGUAA